Ipomoea nil (Japanese morning glory) is the source of this 2981-nucleotide messenger RNA. Its product is annotated as potassium channel AKT1-like. The record is from RefSeq and is a predicted model, not a curated record. NCBI's taxonomy places the organism in Eukaryota, Viridiplantae, Streptophyta, Magnoliopsida, Solanales, Convolvulaceae. The transcript has 10 exons. Gene Ontology annotation, biological process: potassium ion transport; transmembrane transport. Gene Ontology annotation, cellular component: membrane. The coding region runs from base 195 to 2873 and encodes 892 amino acids. Gene Ontology annotation, molecular function: voltage-gated potassium channel activity; protein binding.
GAAAACAGAAAACUUUUCUUCAACUAGAGAAGGGAAGGCAAGAAAGACACGUUCUGACGAGGCGGUAGUGGUCGGCGACCGGCGGUUCCGGUGGCCGAGCCGCUGCAUGCUGUGCAGACGUACGAGGGAAGACGGCCAGACACAUGCAUAUAUUAUAUUAAUAUAAUAUAUGCUUGUGUGUGGCAAGAAUAAUAAUGAAUAGUGAAAAGAAUAGAACGAAGGGGGCAUCCUGGAAGGGGAAGCUAAUGUGUGGGAUGAGAGAAAUCGACUGCGAGAUAGAGAGACUCUCGGCAAAGGAUGAUUUGAGCUCUCAUAUGAGCUCUCAAUAUAGCUUAAACAACAACAUUCUUCCUUCUCUUGGAGCUCUUAGCAGCAACCGCAAGGCUAGUCUGCGCAGCGCCAUCAUCUCCCCCUUUGAUCCCUAUUACAGGAACUGGGAGACAUUUCUAGUACUACUUGUGUUCUACACAGCAUGGGUAUCUCCUUUUGAGUUUGGGUUCCUAGAAACGCCAAAUGGACCUCUUGCUAUCUGUGACAAUGUUGUGAAUGCAGUUUUUGCUAUAGAUAUUGUGUUGACAUUCUUUGUUGCUUACCUUGAUAAAACUACUUAUCUUCUCAUUGAUGACCCAAAAAAGAUUGCUUGGAGAUACAUAAAAAGCGGUUUCUUUUUUGAUGUGAUUUCCACAAUCCCUUCUGAAGUUGUACCCCAUGGCUACUUACAACCCUAUGGCUACUUUACUAUGCUUCGCCUCUGGCGUCUUAGGAGGGUCAGUUCCAUGUUUGCAAGGUUGGAGAAAGAUAAGAACUUUAGUUAUUUUUGGGUUCGGGUUGCAAAGCUUAUAAGUGUUACUCUGUUUACAGUUCACUGUGCAGGGUGUUUUUACUAUCAUAUUGGUACGCUGAACCCGAAUCGAAAAGAAACGUGGCUUUCGUUAACCAUGAAUGGUGGUGUGAAUGAUAGCAUUUGGACUCUUUAUGUGACAUCAAUAUACUGGUCCAUUACAACCCUUACAACAACUGGGUAUGGGGAUUUGCACGCGGUGACGACGACAGAAAUGAUAUUUGUGAUGGUUUACAUGCUGUUUGAUCUCGGGUUGACAGCUUAUCUGAUUGGGAACAUGACCAACUUGGUUGUUCAUGUAACCAGUAGAACCAGGAAAUUUAGGGAUAGUAUUCAAGCUGCAACGAGUUUCGGGCAAAGAAACCAAUUGCCAGUUCGGCUACAGGAUCAGAUGUUAGCCCACUUGAGUUUGAGGUAUAGAACCGAUGCAGAAGGGCUGCAGCAGCAAGAAACACUAGAUGCACUGCCAAAAGCCAUUAGAUCCAGCAUUUCUCAUUUUCUAUUCUAUUCCCUUGUUGAUAAGGUCUAUUUGUUCCACGGAGUCUCAGACGAUUUGCUCUUUCAAUUGGUGUCUUUGAUGAAAGCGGAGUAUUUCCCUCCAAGAGAAGAUGUGAUAUUGCAAAAUGAAGCACCAACAGAUUUGUACAUACUUGUAACCGGCUCACUGGAAGUGAUAUCUCAAAGGAAUGGAGUACAUCAGGUGGUGGGAGAGUUGAAGGCAGGAGAUGUGUGUGGAGAAAUAGGGAUCCUAUGCUACCGCCCACAACUGUUUACGAUUCGCACAAAAAGACUUAGCCAGCUGCUACGUUUGGAUCGAACUUCGUUCUUCAAUACUGUUAAAGCAAAUGUAGGGGAUGGCACAACUAUAAUGAACAAUCUCCUUCAGCAUCUGAAAGAAAGAAGAGACCCAAUGAUGGAAUCGAUCUUGGCAGAGACUGAGCACAUGUUGGCUCAGGGAAGAAUGGAUAUGCCUCUCAGUUUAUGCUUUGCAGCUAAUAGAGGGGAUGAUCUGUUGUUGAACCAAAUGCUCAAACGGGGCAUGGAUCCCGAUGAGUCUGAUGCCAAUGGACGUACAGCUCUCCACAUUGCAGCAUCAAAAGGAAGCCUAGAAUGUGUACUUUUACUCCUGGAUUAUGGAGCUGAUCCAAAUAAAAGAGAUUCAGAAGGCAUUGUCCCUUUAUGGGAUGCAAUAACUGAGAAGCAUGGAGCUGUUAUAACACUACUGAUAGACAAUGGGGCAACCUUAUCGUCAGGGGACGUUGCCCACUUCGCGUGCUCUGCAGUCGAGCAAGCCAACUUAGAACUGCUAAAGGACUUUGUGAAAUACGGAGGGGACCCGACGCUUCUCAACAGCUUGGGAACGACAGCACUUCACAUGGCGGUUUCUGAAGAGAAUGUGGAGAUUGUUAAGUUCCUGGUGGAACAAGGAGCUGAUGUUGAUAAGCCAGAUGUCCACGGGUGGUCACCCCGGGCACUGGCUGAUUACCAAGCCAAUGAAGAGAUCAAGGAAGUGUUCACUGCAGAUUUGUCUAAGCCGCCCCCUCAGCAUCCAAAGGGGCAUUAUACCCUCAUGAAGUUCCAGAGUGAGUCUGCAAUUCCCCAGUUGCACUCUAGAGAUAUACAAGAACAAAGGCCCUCCUCGUCGUCUCAGGGCCGGCCAUCAUUGCCAGCUUAUGUUAGAGGAGGUAGCACUGUUUCCAAUCCUAAAUGGGGCCAUCGAAAAUCACUCAUCGGCUUCAUGUCCGUUCCCACUUCUGCAAAUUCAGAAACAUUUGCAGAGGGAAAGGGAGCAUUCAGAGUCCGAGGUCAGCAGAGUCAAGCCAGAGUGACCAUUAAUUGUCCAGAAAAGGGUGAAAAAGGUGGGAGGAUGGUGGCAUUGCCUCAGUCCAUCAAAGAGCUGUUGGAAAUUGGAGCACAGAAAUUUGGGUUUACUCCCACAAAAGUUUUAAACACUGAGGGAGCUUUGAUUGAUGACAUUGCUGUCAUCAGGGAUGGAGAUGUUCUAGCUCUUGCUUCUGAUCAUACAGAUUAAUAAUUACUCCCUCCGUCCCUAAUUGCUCGUCACAUUUGCUUUUUGCGUUUUUAAUGCAACAAAACAAAUGUUGCUAAUUUUUCAGUUUUGUCCCAAGUGUCAUUUGUA